AUGUCCACCAUGGUGUACCCUCGAGAAGAAGCCCUGGAGCGUCUUAGCCAGGACGAGAUCGUGGUUAACACCAAGGCCGUCAUGCAAGGCUUGGAGACACUACGUGGCGAGCACGCCCAGCUUCUCAACUCGCUCCUGGACUGCGCCCAGCCACACGCCGUGCAGGAAAAGUCCGGCGUGCUGCGGAAGAGCAUGGAAGCCAUCGAGUUGGGAUUGGGAGAAGCGCAGGUGAUCAUCGCGCUGUCGGGGCACCUGAGCGCCGUGGAGUCCGAGAAGCAGAAGCUCCGAGCUCAGGUGCGGCGUCUUUGUCAAGAAAACCAGUGGCUUCGUGACGAGCUGGCGGCCACGCAACAUAAGCUGCAGUGCAGUGAGCAGAGCGUGGCGCAGCUGGAGGAGGAGAAGAAGCACCUAGAGUUCAUGAACCAGAUCAAGAAGCUGGACGACGACGACUCUGUAGCCGCCUCGCCCUCUGAGGACAAGAACCAAAGCUCGGGUGGAGACACUUCUAAGGACAGCCUAGACGACUUGUUCCCCAACGACGACGAACACGGGGCAGCAGCUCAGCCGAGCGGCGAAGCGGCGGCGCAGCAGGGCGGUUACGAGAUCCCGGCCCGCCUCAGGACUCUCCACAAUCUGGUGAUCCAGUAUGCCUCUCAGGGCCGCUACGAAGUGGCCGUGCCGCUUUGUAAGCAGGCCUUGGAGGACCUUGAGAAGACAUCAGGGCACGAUCACCCCGACGUAGCUACGAUGCUUAAUAUCUUGGCUCUAGUCUACAGGGACCAGAACAAAUACAAAGAAGCGGCGCACCUCCUCAACGAUGCCCUCGCCAUCAGAGAAAAGACGCUAGGCAAGGACCAUCCGGCGGUAGCUGCCACCCUCAACAACCUGGCCGUCCUCUAUGGCAAGAGGGGCAAGUACAAGGAGGCCGAGCCUUUGUGCAAACGAGCGCUGGAGAUCCGAGAGAAGGUGUUGGGCAAGUACCACCCUGACGUGGCCAAGCAGCUGAACAACCUGGCGCUGCUGUGCCAGAACCAGGCCAAGUACACAGAGGUGGAGUACUACUACCGCCGCGCGCUGGAGAUCUACCAAUCCAAGUUGGGCGCUGACGACCCCAAUGUGGCCAAGACCAAAAACAACCUGGCGACGUGCUACUUGAAGCAGGGCAAGUUCAAGGAUGCGGAAACGCUUUACAAGGACAUCUUGACCCGAGCGCACGAGCGGGACUUUGGUUCCGUCAACAAUGACAACAAGCCCAUUUGGAUGCACGCAGAAGAGCGAGAGGAGAGCAAGGGCAAGCGCAAGGAGCCGGGGCCGUAUGUGGAGUACGGGAGCUGGUACAAGGCAUGCAAGGUGGACAGCCCCACGGUCAACACCACCCUCAAGAGUUUAGGUGCCCUCUACCGUCGACAGGGCAAACUAGAGGCAGCAGAGACGUUGGAAGAGUGCGCUAGCAAGUCCCGCAAGCAGGGCUUUGACGCCAUCAACCAAAGCAAGGUGGUGGAGCUCCUGAAGGACGGAGGAGGAGAGCGAGGCCGACACAGCAGGGAAGGGGGGAGCAAUUCCGGCGCGCCGAGGGGGGACGGCGAGGCCGACGACUCUGCAGAGUGGAACGGGGACGGAAGCGGCUCCCUUCGCCGCAGCGGCUCCUUCGGGAAGAUCCGCGACGCCCUUAGAAGGAGCAGCGAGAUGCUGGUGAAGAAGCUGCAAGGCAGCGGACCGCAGGAUGCGCGCAACCCAGGGAUGAAGAGAGCGAGCUCCCUUAAUUUCCUUAACAAGAGUACCGAGGAGGCGGCGCAGGAUGCAAACUCAGGCCUUUCGGACUGCCGGGGCCUCAGCGCUAGCAACGUGGACCUGACGAGACGCAACUCCCUAAUUGGCUAG
Messenger RNA from Nerophis lumbriciformis (worm pipefish), 1881 nucleotides. The record is from RefSeq and is a predicted model, not a curated record. NCBI's taxonomy places the organism in Eukaryota, Metazoa, Chordata, Actinopteri, Syngnathiformes, Syngnathidae.